Molecule: messenger RNA, 973 nt
Organism: Rosa rugosa (rugosa rose)
Lineage: Eukaryota; Viridiplantae; Streptophyta; Magnoliopsida; Rosales; Rosaceae
Product: selT-like protein
Exons: 5
Coding region: 50-826 (258 amino acids)
Biological process (GO): cell redox homeostasis
Cellular component (GO): endoplasmic reticulum membrane
Molecular function (GO): thioredoxin-disulfide reductase (NADPH) activity
Source: RefSeq, a predicted model, not a curated record
GGGCGAGAAACAAAAAGAGAUCCGGUUACGGCCCAUAGGAUGAGCCCAAAUGGUCCAAAGAAUUUGUAUCCUCAUUAGUCAAGAAAGAGACACUUCUUCGUCUCCAACUCUCUCUCUCUCUGUCUCUGAAGCAAAGGCCAUGGAUCGCGCCCAGAUCGUUUUUCUAGGGUUACCACUCUUCCUCUUCUGCUUCGAUGUCCUUAACAUCUUCACUCUCCGACCACCACCGCCUCCUCCUCACAAGGCACCCCACCACCACCACCACCACCACCUCCAAAACAAACCACCUCCACUCCCUAAAGACACCCUAGACUUCCCCUCACAGAAACCAAUCGCUGGAGCAGUGGGGGUCGGCAACACAGUCAAGAUUAGUUUCUGCACCUCUUGCUCUUACAAGGGGACUGCAGUAACAAUGACCAAGAUGCUAGAGGCUGCUUAUCCUGGGAUUGAAGUUGUUCUUUCAAACUAUCCCCCAGCUUUACCAAAGCAUCUGCUUAGCAAAUUAGUUCCUGUUGUUCAAUUUGGAAUAUUUGGGAUUGUCAUGGGGGGUGAGCAACUUUUCCCUAUGGUGGGGAUGGUACCCCCUCCUUGGUUUUACUCUCUGCGUGCGAAUAGGUUUGGAACCAUGGCAUCUACUUGGCUUCUUGGUAAUGCAUUGCAGUCCUUCCUUCAAGGCACUGGCGCUUUUGAAGUUUCCCUCAACGAUGAAUUGAUUUUCUCUAAGCUCCAGGAGGGAAGAUUUCCAGGAGAGAUUGAACUAAGAGAUGCCAUUGGCAGGAAGUUGGUCAAUUCAGGAAUCACUGGUGAUGGGGCAUUAUGGACCUAGUCAGCUUUUAAACGUCUGAAUGUUGGACCUUUUGUGUGCAAUACCUGAUUCUCCAUUGCUAUAUGAUACAAGCAUUGGUUGGAUUUGAGAUGUCUUGGAUUUUGAAUAUCUGUUAUAAUCAAAAUGAACUCCGAUUGUUCAAUAUAA